Penicillium nucicola is the source of this 3108-nucleotide messenger RNA. RefSeq names its product lipase ROG1 family protein. Gene Ontology annotation, molecular function: monoacylglycerol lipase activity. NCBI's taxonomy places the organism in Eukaryota, Fungi, Ascomycota, Eurotiomycetes, Eurotiales, Aspergillaceae. The coding region runs from base 1 to 3108 and encodes 1035 amino acids. The record is from RefSeq and is a predicted model, not a curated record. The transcript is spliced from 2 exons.
AUGUUGAUAACUGCGCGCACCUAUUCUGCCUCUCAAUCCCUGGACCGAACCUUCACCUCUGAAGGCUCCCGAUACCACACCCUUUCUGGGUGGCGUAAAAGCCCCAACGCCAAACAAGCAGCAGAGAUGUUGAUGAUUCACCAAGUAGGCAGUGUACGAGUAGGGGAAGUGGUUAGAUAUACCAUCACCUACACGCCCGCAGCUGACCCAAUCCUCCCCAUCCCCUCCGAGCUCUACGUCCGGGUGAAGAACACCUCCGCGCUUCCGCUGCGCGCCGCAUACCUUCAUGGCCCCUACACACUCUACGCCGCCUGCUACCCGGCGAAAUUCGACCCGAAUAUCAAGUAUGAGCGACAAGAUCUAGAAGGCGCUCCGCAGUAUGAGCCGUAUCUCAAGGCCGGAGGUGGUUGGGACGCCGUCAUCAAGGUCCCGUCCCACGUCCAGGAUGCGCAGAAUUUCGGAUUAUCCGGGAAUGACGGAUCGAAUGGGGAUCAAAGUGUUACGUGGAUUGUUGAGAUACAGUCGCAGGUGAUCUUCUCCUCUAGUGCGGCGGUACAUUUCGAAUUGCUGGUUGGCCGCGAUGAGAGAUCGCUGGAAUACUUCUCUGGCGGGAGUUGGAGUGGUGGCCAUGGCCCUCCUGGUAAAUUACUGGAUCAUUGGUCGCCUGAUGCUAGGGGGAAACAGGCACUUGCUGCUAAGGGUGUUUAUUCGAAGGCGAUUGCCUUGCAGGUCGAUGAUACGAAUAGUUUGUGGAACAGUCCGCCUUUUCCUACUGCCGAUGAGUCGAAGGAGGAUGCAGAGGGCGAGAGUCAUGAUUUGACAACUCCUACGGAAGAACAUCCGGACCCGCAGAGCGGAUCUGAAGUACCUGCAGAUGCCAAGAAGACGAAGAAGAAGAAGAAGAUUCAUCUUGUGCUACUGACGCAUGGGCUACACAGCAACCUGGGCACGGACAUGCUCUAUAUGAAGGAAAGCAUCGACGCGGCUACAAAGAAGUCCAGGAGGAGAGCAAGCCAUGCCAAAUCUGCCGAUGGGAGUCAAGUUGAUACCGACGAAGAGGACGAAGAGGAAAUAAUUGUCCGAGGAUUCUCUGGUAACGCUGUCCGUACUGAGCGCGGUAUUCAAUAUCUCGGAAAGCGUCUGGCUAAAUAUGUCUUGCUCUUGACAUAUCCCGAUCAACCCUAUUUUCCUCUCAAAGGCUCCAAGCCGAAUCCACUCAUUCGACCUUUUACUGCUCGCAAGCAGCAUAGUCACCCAUCGAAUUCUCAUCAUGUGGCCACCGAGAACAGCGACAACACCAUUGGGAGUGAGGAUCACCCUUACCAGAUCACUAGUAUCAGUUUCAUCGGGCAUUCCCUCGGAGGAUUGAUUCAGACAUAUGCAAUUGCAUACAUUCAGAAGCACUCCCCCGAGUUCUUUGACAAGAUUGAGCCUGUCAACUUUAUCGCUCUCGCAACUCCUUUCCUCGGUCUCAGCAAUGAAAACCCAAUGUAUGUCCGUUUUGCGCUGGACUUAGGUCUGGUUGGUCGUACUGGGCAGGAUCUCGGGUUGAGCUGGACAGCACCGAAAGUCCGAAGUGGGUGGGGAGCCAUCAUUGCUGGAAGAGGAGAUUCAGCAAAGGACCAAACUCAACCGGAUCCUGGUUCCAAGCCACUUCUCCGGAUCCUUCCCUGUGGCCCGGCGCAUGAGGUUCUCAGCAAGUUCCAGCAUCGUACUGUGUACUCGAACGUGGUGAAUGACGGAAUUGUUCCUCUGCGCACCUCUUGUCUCUUGUUCCUGGACUGGAAAGGUCUGGACCGGGUUGAGAAGGCGAGAAGGGACAAUGGACUUGUCGGAACCAUGGCUGAAUGGGGAUGGGCAGAGUUGACUGGAGCUCAUUCGAAAUCACCGCGACUGGGUCGCUCUGGUGAUGAAUCGCCUCUGACUGAAUCAGCCGAGACCGGUCAGCAUUCACAUCCCACCAUUGAAGUUCCGCAAGGACAGAAUGGCGACGAAGGGAACGACGCCGUCUCUCCGAGCCCCGGCCAUUUCCUCACAAGUCCUGCUCAUCGUUUGUCUCACAUGAGCAUCCCAGAAGAGAAUACCGCGAAAGAGAAUGCCUCAGCAAAUGCGUCUCUUGGCCCCCUGGACACCUUUAUGUCAUUAUUCCGUCCCAAGGAGAACAAGACUCCCCAUAGCGGCAAGAAUUCCCGCAUCUACAAACGCAGCCAAACGCUCAGCUCUUUCGAAACUGACGGUCCAUCGCCUGUGGCCCACGGCCAAACACACGAGAACGACGGUGUCCACACACCCCCGAAAACAACAUUCUUUGAAUCUGCCGGAGAUUUACUGAUGCCACCACUUCCACCACCAGAGUUCAUCUUGGACCCUGCCUCGCGGCCGAGAACCAUAUUCCACGACCGCAUUUACCACCCAGAAGAUAUACCCCCUCCCAUGCCCGUCAAGCGACGCACUCUCGCAUUCGGCUCCCUGCAGAACAAGCAAUCCAAGUCCGCACCCCAUACGGCGACCCAAUUACCCCCAAGCUCAAGCUCCAGCGCCAACAGCGCCGAGAGCGGCCUCAAGGUUGAAGAGAAAAUUGCCAGAGCCUAUCACCGCGAUCUAUCAUGGCGCAAGGUCCUCGUCCGACUCGAGCCGGAUGCGCAUAACAAUAUUAUUGUGCGACGGAUGUUCACCAAUGCCCACGGGUGGCCUGUUGUGAAACACCUGGUUGAUACGCACUUCGCGCAUACGCCCGUGGUGGCCAUUGAAGAUUCGCAGAAGCGCAGUGUGGACCGAGCACGGUCUCCUAAUAUCGGACCGACUAGCUCGGGUGAUGAGGUCGACGAUCAAACUAAGACGCCUGAAUUGGAGACGGGUGCAGAUACGGAUGAUCUGCCUGAUGUUGCUGGAUUAGAUGUGUCUGAUCCGUUGCAGGCUCAUGAUCAUGCUCAUCGGAGUGAAACUUUCUCCGGUGAGAAUGAGUCCCAGCGGACCAAGAGUCCAACUGAACGGACUUGCGUGUCGAGGCAGGAUUCGGCUCGAUGGACGGAUCGAGAAAUCGAUGAAGACGACUGUGAGUCUGGGUUUGAGGAGGAGGUAGGUUCUGGUUUCCGAUGGGCUCGAUAG